Messenger RNA from Alosa alosa (allis shad), 630 nucleotides. Its product is annotated as cytochrome c oxidase subunit 6A, mitochondrial. Gene Ontology annotation, cellular component: mitochondrial inner membrane. The record is from RefSeq and is a predicted model, not a curated record. The coding region runs from base 166 to 486 and encodes 106 amino acids. The transcript has 4 exons. Gene Ontology annotation, biological process: mitochondrial electron transport, cytochrome c to oxygen. Gene Ontology annotation, molecular function: enzyme regulator activity. NCBI's taxonomy places the organism in Eukaryota, Metazoa, Chordata, Actinopteri, Clupeiformes, Clupeidae.
GUUCCUGCCAGGACAGACUGAAGGACAAACAGACAAAGGUGCAAGAGAAAUAGGAAAAAACAGAGGACUGACUUUCUUAAUUAUAAAGGAAUAGAAGGACCAUAGACUGAAGAGGGAGUGGUGUGUAAUAGUCUUAUCUGUUGUUGUGUUCACCCUGUUGGAAAGAUGGCUUCAACACCUGCCCGCCUGCUAUUCCGCCGAGGGUUUUCUGCUGCUGCGUCCCAUGAAAGCCAUGAGGGAGGAGCGAAAACCUGGAAGAUCCUGACAUUUGUCCUGGCCCUGCCUGGAGUUACCGUAUGCAUGAUCAACGCUUACCUGAAGGCACAGGAACACGCAAAACACGGACAGCCAGAGUUUGUGCCCUACCCUCACCUGCGCAUCCGUACCAAGCCCUGGCCCUGGGGUGAUGGCAACCACUCUCUCUUCCACAAUUCUCACACCAAUGCCUUACCCACUGGUUACGAGGGCCAUGGUCAUGACCACUAGUCAUAGCGCCCCCUUGUGUCCACCAGAAACCUAACGUUCACUCCUGCAUCAUCAUGGGCUAAUUACCUCUAUGACAUGAGCACAGGGGCCAAUCACAGAACUGAAGAAUGAAAUAAUAAAAUUCUUCUUUUUUCUGAAGUGUAA